UGGUAGACCAGGCAUUUGUCAAUGAAAAUAUCUUGGUCUACGAGGAAAAGCAAGUAUGGUAAGAAAUUGAAUUCAAGUUGGACGUGAACUGAGGAGAGAGAAAGUGUAGAAAAAUUGGGGGUGUAAAGAACACGUUGUUUUGCAGUUCCUAGUGAAAUGAUUCGAGAAAUUUCUCGUAACAGCAAGCCAAGAAAAGGGGGACCUGCCCUGGGUUUUGCAUAAAACUCUCUCUCUCCCUUUCUCUGUAGAGUGCUCUGUUGUCUCAUUCAUUUCUUCUUGUAUACCAAAACAUCACGCUUGGAAGGAGCUAUAUUUUGUCGCUGAAGAGGUUUAAAAGGCAUGGAUGUUAUGAUUCCACCAGUAUUGAAUGGUGAUUGUGGCAUUCAAGGGCGAGUGGAUGAAUCAGAUUGUGUCAUUCGGAUGAAUGUGAUAAUUUUAUCAUCUUAAGGAAUUAUCUGGGAUUGGAAUUUACACAGAGGGAAAUUUUACAGAAACAAUUUGCAGCGCGCAAUGUUUGCGACUCCAUAUUUUCUUCUUGUUUGCAUUGUAACCUUGGAAUACCAUUAAUGGGAUUGAAAUCCGACAUGUUAACAAAUGAGGCUUGCCAUAGAGAGGCUGCUCGUCAAUGCUCCUAUAAUGACACUGAUUCAUUUUCUUCUAUUAAGGGCAGAUCAGGCAAUAAUCAACAUCAUAUGAGUAAUGAUACAAACAAGUUUCUCAGUGAUUGUUCAAGCCAUUAUUCUUUCUCUGGAAAAAUGGAAAGUAAAGCUAGUUUGAGGGUCUCUGAUAGUGUGGAUGGCAUGUCAAUGCUUUCAAAGGUAGCUGCAGUUCAAACUGCUGAAGAAGAUUGUGCCUUUUCUCAGCCAGAAGUUCUUUCAGAUGAUAGAAUCUUCUCCAAUCAGCUAGAGAAGCGGAAGAAUUCAGAAUGCAACGUUGGUGAUAUUUCAUGUGUGACCAGAGCUAAACGGCCAAGAGUGAUGGGAGAUAUCUCUCAAUGCUCUGUGGACCAAAUGGAAUCAACUUCCAUGAGAUUGGAAACUGUUACCACUGAGGAUCAUAAUCAUGAUGCACUUGACAGUGCUGAAUCUGUAAAACUCAAAUUUGAAGAGGAUCUAACAAGCAAAGAUGUGAAAUGCUCAGAAGUAAAUGAAGAUGGAUCAGAUCCUCCUGUGCAAUUUCACCCUUACUACUGUAAUGGUGAAUCAGAUCUUGUGGAUGUAAAUGUAUGUGAUAUAUGUGGGGAUGCUGGUCGGGAACACUUGCUUGCUACUUGUAAGAAAUGUGGUGAUGGUGCAGAGCACAUUUACUGCAUGCGCAUUAGACUGGACAAAGUUCCUGAAGGUGAUUGGAUGUGUGAAGAAUGCAUGCUUUUGGAGGAAACUGAGAAUCAGAAUCAAAAUGAAUUUAAGAAAGUAGUUGGAACUCCGAAAGGAUCGACUAUGGCUGAACUAUACCAAAAUGCUGGUAGUUCAAGUACUGGUAAUAUCAAAUCUUGUUUGGAUUUGGAUGAACGAAACACAGAUGCUGAGAAAAGCAGAAGAGAGAAAUUCAGUUCAAUUCCAAAAUUUUUAGCUAAGAGACCUGUGAGCAAUCUAGAUUCAGUCUCACUGAUGAAAAGAAGAGCUCUUGAAAAAUGUUUUGGAUCUACUCGGAUAUCCAGUCCCCGCAGGGAAUCUAUGAUGUCUCAGGAUGCUCAAUGCAAGCCAACCAAUGGUUUACAGUCAUCCAGUGACCACAAUACUGGUAAUAUUGCAAGAAAUGCAAACUUACAUAGUGUUUCAGUUCAAAGCUCACCAAAGUUCCGACCAAGUGUUUGGAGGCAACAGGGUAUUCUCACCAAGUCCAAGUCAUUCAACAUUUCAGACUCCAAACUGAAAGCCCAACUCCAGCGAGAUAGUCUCCAUAAGCAAAAAAUUUCAACAGAGAAUGCUGCUAAUGAUAAACAAAAAGAUGGUACUGUCAGAAUGAUUCAAAAAUCUUCGUCAUUUGAUUAUGUCAAGUCUGGAUGUUCAAGUGUAGCUGGUUCAAAAACUAAGAUGCUUUUGCGAAACAAUUCUCAUGUUGAGGGUUUGAAAAGGUUAAGACCUGAGAAGGGAACACCAAUUCAAAGGAAGUAUACAUCCAACUUUGAUAAGCCUCAAGUAAGUUCACCAAUGUUGUCUCGUGUCUCUGCAUCAAAAAAUGAUAAAAAGAUUGCAUCUCAUGGUGAACCAACAUUACCGCGUUCUAGUGCAACCAGUUGCCUUGAUCCUACAGGUGUCCAAUGUUCUAGAAAUUCAAGUAAUUUAUCGAAACCAGCCCGCCCUCUGUCUCAGGAAGCUGAAUAUCCCAGUGAUCUUGCUGGAACAGGCAUGCUGAAGAGGUCGUGCACUUGGUUACCUGAUGCAGGUCGAGAUUCGUCACGUCCCCUAUCAUCUGAUUCUUCUCACGAGAAAAAGCUUAAGGGUGAGCUCAGGGAUAGUUCUUCACCGGCAGCUAGUGAACAUUGCCGUGGGUCUGAUGCAAUUGUGCAAGAUAUACUGCCUCUGUCAGGGGAAUCAUCCAACCAGGAUGAGAAAGUGCAGCAGACUAGCUCUGCUGGCACUAUUGGUCAUGCUGCAGAAUCUUGUUCAACAUUUUGUCCGGUUCUUGAUGCAGGAAGUCUAAGGGAAAUGGGCAAAAGGAACUGCAUGGAGGAUGGCCCCAAAAUUUGCAAUCAACCAAAUGCUCUUAGGAUUUCAGCCAUUCCAAUGCUUGAUUAUAUAUGGAAAGGUGGGUUUGAAAUACAGAAUUAUGGAAGACUUCCCAGUUCCUUCUGCCGUAUUCAAGCCCACUUAUCUACUCGAGCAUCACCAAAAGUUGCUGAACUUGUGAAGAAGUUCCCUCAGAAAAUCCUUUUGUAUGAUGUACCUCGCAUGAGUACAUGGCCCAUGCAGUUCCUAGAAAAUUAUCCGAGAGAAGACAGCAUUGGCUUGUACUUCUUUGCAGAAGACCUUGAGAGCUAUGGAAACUAUAAGAGCUUGUUGGAAUGCAUGAUCAAUUAUGAUCUAGCUCUUAGAGGAAAUUUUGGCGGGGUUGAACUACUAAUAUUCUCAUCGCACUUGCUCCCAGAAAAUUCCCAGCGUUGGAAUAAGUUGUUUUUCUUAUGGGGUGUAUUCAAAGCAAAGAAGGUCACUGAUGCAGAAUGCAUGCCCAGCAUUAUGAAGGAAACUUGUAUCACGAGCUUAAAUAAUGUUUUCUCAGACCAAGAUUUAUCCUCAUCUGCAGCAUCUGGGUUUCAAAAUAUGUGUUCUGGGCUGUCAAGUGAAUGUUUAUCUGCACCUAAGCUAUACUGCAAUGUACGGAAAUCAUCUAACUCCAAUGCUCAGGAAUCGGCUUCAGUUUCUUCUGAUGGAAGGAAUGGGAGUCCCGGUCUUGAACUAUCUUCUCUUGAGCAGGGGUGUUCUGGUUCGCAAACAAAGUAUGCCCAUAAACUGAGCAGAGAUGACACCAUUUCAUUGUCAAGUAUUCCAAUAAGCAAUGAACAGUUGUGCAAGGAUACACAACACACAAAUACCUCCCUGAAAGUACUUGGAGUUCCUCAAAGGUGGCCAGAAAAUUGGCAAUCCUGUCCCCAAGAAAGCAGUAAACCUGACAUGGAAUGUGAUUUAUGGAGAGGUGGUGAACCUUACAAGAAGAAAAUCACAGAGAUCUCAAGAAACGUGGAUAGGUCUCUAUCUUCAGCUGAUCCAGGUCCUGUGAAUGGCAUUCUAUUAAAGGUCAAUUCCUCUGAAUAUCAUAUGCAUUCCUUAGAUGACAAGGAUCAGAUGGAAUCCAAUUGCCUCGAUCUUGAUCUUUCAUUAAGGGCUGGCAGGAAAUCGGGAGAACAGGGACUCAACUCUGCCUUCCUUGGGAUUGUGGACAAGAAAAAUAACCAAGGCAAGAGAUCAAAUUCAGUGGUGAGCAACUUAAAUAAUGACAGACGCGUUGAUAAAUUCUCAGCAUCACUCGACCUCUCUCUUGCUUUAUCUUCGUAUGACAGAUGAAAAGGUUGCAAUGCCUGCUUCAGAAUCGAAACCAGCUUUGGCUUCAGAGUCCUAUCAGGAGUAUCAGUGUUUCUUUUAAUGGCUGUGGUAUACCUGGACAAAACUGUAAAUAUAGGGCUUGACCGGAUUUUUGUUUUUUUUUUUGUUUUUUUGGGUAGACUAUAAUAAUUUGAAUCCUGUUUUAUAGAGGAAACAGUUUUUCCCUCUUCUACAGUUGUAUAGAAUUCUUGUUUUUACUAUCCAUUUGUGGUUACCUUUUCUGUCCCAGUUUUUCUGCUAAUUGUAUUUGGAAUUGACGGUUGAAGUGUGAUUCCUUUAAUUGGAGGUGCG
Messenger RNA from Ilex paraguariensis (yerba mate), 4334 nucleotides. NCBI's taxonomy places the organism in Eukaryota, Viridiplantae, Streptophyta, Magnoliopsida, Aquifoliales, Aquifoliaceae. The record is from the annotation of a GenBank genome assembly.